GACAGUGGAUUAGUGAACCCAACCUCAAAAAAUUUCUCUAGUGAAUGUAAAUAAAGUUUUCUAAAUAUUUUUUAUUGAAAGUAGAGUCCCUUCAUACGAUUUUUAAAAAGUUUCUCAAGCGGAAAUUUAAAGAUUUGUUGCCAAAAUUUAAUAAUACUAACUUUAUAAUCACGAGCGAAACACUUGUUGACAUUUACAAUAUGCGAUUCACAAGACUUUGUUUAAAAGCAAAAUCUAUUUCUUGAUUUUCUUACGAGAAACUUUAUAAAUUACAUUAAAAAUAUUAAACUAAAUUUCAAUGACCUCAUAUUAGUUAUUGGUAUUUAGACUGAGUUGUUUUAAAUAAAUUGCAGACAAUGUGCUACGUCACAGGAUAAAAUUAUUGAGUCAAAAACAAUUGUAAAACUUAAGAAAGUACAACGAAACCUUUAAAAACUAACUUCAUAUUUUGAUAAAGCCCUAAAAUGGAUUAUGAAGAGAUUCAAAUUAAGGAAGAGCCAGAUUUCUUUGAAUCUGACGUUAUAAAAAUUGAGUAUGAUAUUACAGAACUGGAAGAUCCUUUGGCAAUCAAAGAGAAUGAAUAUGAAAAAAUCAAAGAAAAAAUUAAGUCGGAAGAUUUAGAGAAAAAUGUCAAAUUAGAAGUUAUAGAAAUUUCUGCAAACCACAAGGUAUUAAACGGUGGGGGCAUUUAUAAAUGCUCUGGCUGCAGAAAAAGUUUCCUGACGCGCUAUGAACUGUCUGAACAUUCAUUCAUACAUGUUGAGACUCUAACCUGCUCCUACUGCUGGAAAACAUUCUACCAUCGGCGUACUUUAAAAAGUCAUCUAAAGUACCAUUUGUACCUUCAAAGAAAACACGAAUGCAAAAUCUGCAACAAGAAAUUCAAAAACCAAAAUAAUUUUGAUGAACAUGUGACAAAGUUUCAUGAACAGAAAUAUUAUGUGGAGGGUCAAAUUCCUACUUACAUCAAACCAUCUGGCAUAAAAUGUUCCUAUUGCGAAAGGGAAUUCUUUAAUACGAAUACUUUCGAGAGACAUAUGUAUCAAGAUCAUCGUGGUCUUCCACCAGAUGCACAUAAUGGGCCUUUCUCAUGUACCGUCUGUCAACAAACUUUUGAGAAUCUAGAUGAACUGAAAAAACAUAUAAAAGUACAUUCAGUAAAGGAGAAAUAUCAAUGUGGAAUUUGCAAUCAGAUAGUACGGACUAAGAAGGAUAUUCGUUGCCAUCUAGAAAUAUCUCACAAACAAAUUGGAAUUCCUAUAGCAUUCCCGUACGUAUUGAAAAUGAUUACAUGUCCUAUUACUGGUAAAACAGCUCCUGAGAAACUUACCGCUUCAGCUACAAGUAAAACCCAUUGUCCUUACUGUUUAAAAGUAUAUGCUAGGACUAGUACUCUUGAGAAGCAUUUGUCUCAAGAACAUCUGGGUCUACCUUUUGACGUAAUUAAUGGACCAUUCUAUUGUACAAUCUGUGCAGAACCUUUCGAACUUAUAAAUGAUCUUAAGAAACACGUAAAGAUCCAUUCAGUAGUAGAACGUUUUCAAUGCGGAUUUUGUGAACGAAUGGUAUACAAAGAAUCACAAAUACGUCGUCAUGUAGCUAAAAAACAUCCAAAACAUAUGAUGCCUCCAGGAUUUCCUGAAAUUUGGAAAAUCACAAAACGUAAAGAAUAUAAGUGUCCAAUGCCUUUCAAUUGCCAUAUUUGCAAUAGGCAAUUUGCUAGAAAGGACUAUCUUGAGGGACACAUAGAAGCACAUAAUUUGGGAAUUUUAAAGUAUAAAUGCAAAAUAUGUGGCAUGACUUUUUUGAGGUUUGAUACUUUCGCACGAAAACAUGUGACAAAUCAUAUAUUAUUCAGACUAUCAAGGAAUUUAUUGAUCGAACUGCCGGGAGAAAUGAAAGAUAUGAAAUUUGAUAAAAAAAUGUUGGAUUCACCGAGGUUCACAAUGAGUUUUUUGGAAGAAAAUACGGAAGAUUUGGGAAAACAAAAAGAAUUAAAAAAAUCCGUCAAUUCAUUGUAUCACUUGCUUAAGAAAGCACAGGAUGCAAAGAAUGUUAUUAGGAAGAGGGAUCCACCAAAAAGUACCAUCGUUAGUGUUAAAACCGAAAUUAAAGUCGAAGCUCCUGAAGACACUAAAAUGGAUUUUGAAGAGAUCCAAAUUAAGGAGGAGCCAGGUUUAUUAGAUUCUGUUUUUGUAAAAACUGAGUAUGAGCUCACAGAACAAGAAGAUCCCCUUCCUUUCAAUCAGAAUGAAAACAAGAAGAUUUCGUCUCCUCCAAAGCGCAAAGGAAGGCCAAAGAAGGUUGUAGUAGAAGAACCAAUGAAAUGCCCAUAUUGCGAAAAGGCAAUUUUCAAGGCUCGUACUCUUGAGAAUCACAUGUCUACGGAUCAUUAUGGACUUCCAUUUGAUAAUAUAACUCAAGCAAGUACAGAUUCACCGAGUAGUACAAGUUUGUUGGAUCAAAAACCUGUACUCCAAAACAAAAAACCAAUCGAAGAUCACGAAUCACCAAAUGAAUUGAAGGAGUCAUCUGUGAAUUCGGUGUUCCAACUCCUGAAGAAAGCGGAUGAUUCGAAAACAGAUACGAAUCCCACCGAAUCAUCAAGUAGCACAGUGAAUCUGUUGGAAAAGAAAGCAAAUGCAAAUGUGUUAGAAAUGGAUAUCACAGAAUGUAAUGUAACAGACAUGAUAUUCAAGGAAGAAGUCAUAGAUGAUUUACAUUCCUCCUUCAUAAUGGAGGGGUACCAUGACCAAACGCAAGGCGAGGAUCUGAAACAAAAAGACAUAAAGCAGGAAGAAGACCCCUUAAGUGAAGUUCAGCAAACCUCAUAUGAUUAUGAAAUUCAAGAGAAUCCAAAUGAAUUGGUUCAGUUUGAAAUCUUCGAGUUUACUACAGGUACGCAGAAAAGUAAAGGAAAAUCUAAGAAACAAGCAAAGGUUCCUAUGGAACCAACAAGUAGUGCCUAUAUGAACCUAAAUGAGUCCGAAAGUCAAAAGAUGAAAAAGAAGAAAGGAGAGUCCAUAUACGAUGACGAUGAAGAGAUUUUUGAAGAUCUAGAAGAUCCGCAAAAGCUGGAAAAGAUACUUUCCUUCCAAUUGCAUUACGAAUGCGUUAAUUGCAAAGAAACAUUUCGCACAGUCCAAGAAAUACAGGAGCAUAUUGUUAAUAUUCACAAAGAUUUUCAGAUAGUUGCAUCUGAAGUUUCUCCAUGUGAAUACCGAAAUGUCUACGUGUGCAAUAUCUGUUAUAAGAGCAUCAAAAGUCAGGAUAAGAUAAAGAAACAUCUUAAACAGCACAUGAAAAAUCUUCAUAAAUUUAAAUGUGAAUACUGUUGCAAGGGUUUUCCGACUAAGGAUAUGAUUGCUGAACAUCUUAAAAAAUUUCACUUUAUGAAAAAGACCUACGUGUGCAAAUUUUGCAAUAAGAAAUUUGCUGUCUUGGCUGUUCUUCAACAUCAUGUGUCAAAACAUGAAAUCAGGGACUUAAAAUGUUUUUACUGCGAAAAGGUAUUCAAGAAGAUAGAAAAAUUUCAGGAUCAUGUUACAAAGGAUCACUGUGGUCUUCCAUUUGAUCCAAUGAAUGAUCCCCUUUGUUGUACAGUUUGCGAGGAUAAUUUCGAAAAUUUAGAUGAUCUUAGACAACACGUGAGGAUACAUUUGGUCAAGGAAAGCUACCAAUGUCCAAUUUGUAAAAUGAUUUACAGUACCGCAUCUGAAAUAUCUAUUCACUAUUCUUACUAUCAUGAACAUGUGCAACGACCUAGUGAUUUUCCCAAUAGCUUGAAGAUCUUCACAUGUCGCUAUACUGGCAAACCUGUUGCGGGGCCAAAGAAGACGUCAUUUGUAAAGAGUGAAAAGAAUAGUGUAGAGGCGGUAGCGGUAACGCAGCAGUCUAACGUAGGACAUUCCGCGGGUGACGCAGAUAGUGUCGAAAAUUUGUACGAUAUGCUAAAGACAGCUAAGGACGGAGAAACUCAGAUCAAUCUGCUACGGAGGAGCUACAAAUGCCCUGUUUGCCCACGAAUGCUCAAAACAAAAUCUCAAAUGGUCGAUCAUAUGGCUAAGCUUCAUACGGACCAUAAAUCUUUCUUCUGUGAUCAUUGCACAAAAGUUUUUACAAGCAAGAAAGGUUUGCAAUCUCACAUGUCAUACCAUGUCACUCCGAAGUUCGUUAAAUGUGGAAUUUGCCAAAAGGUAAUGAGAGAUACAUUCAAUUUGAAAAGCCACAUGGAAAGACACUAUAAUGAAGCUUGUAAAAAUUGCGAUAAUUGCAAGAAUGAUCUACCCUGUGAGAAUUUUGUUGUUUGGGCUUUGAACGGAUAUAACCAGGGAACUAAACGUUACGUAUGCACCAUUUGCAAUAAGACGUAUAUCAUAAAAGAAAAUUUCAGAAUGCAUUGUUUAAAUCACCUUUCAUUACUGCAACAUCGACCUGGUAAUUUUACAUGUGAGCAUUGCCACAAGGUUUUCAAAUCAGUAACUACUCUUUCUACCCAUAUUGCACUACACUUUCCACAUACUGCAAAAUGUUUAUAUUGUCCCAAAACAUACUCUAAAGAGUCCAGUUUGGAAAAUCAUGUUAGGGAUGAUCAUGCAGGUCUUCCAUUCAUAUUGUUACCAGAUGCCCCAUUCAAGUGCACAAUCUGCCAUAAAAUUUACGAAACUUUGGAUGACUUAAAAAGCCAUGUUAAGGUCCAUUCUGUGAAGGCGAUUUGGGAAUGUGGUUUUUGUGGUCACGCAUAUUGUACAGAGAGGGGACUACGCGACCACGUUAGGAACAACCACAAAGGAAAAAUGAAACCCAGUGGAUUUCCUAAUGUAUGGAAAAGGGUAAUUCCAUUCACUGAAAAAAUCUUUUCUAUGAACGAAACUGGAGGAUCGAUCAAAACGUUCAAAUGCACAAAUUGCCCUUUAAAUUUCAAAACGCAGAAUGAUCUGAUCCUCCACGAAAAAAAUCACUUAUUACACAAGAAUGUAAAACGAUUCCCAUGCACAUAUUGUGGAUUAAUAUUCUCGAGUCAAGAGAUCAAAAUGAACCAUGAGAAAAAGCAUAUGGAUCAACAUGAGAGAGAAGCAGUCGAUAGAAUGUUUCUUUUGCUGAAAAAAGCAGUAACUUCAAAGGCAGUAGUCAAGGGCAGGGAUUCAUCAAAAUGAUAAUAAUUUAAAAUAAUAUUUGGAUUUGAAGGCUGUACUUGAUAGAUAGAUAAUAAAAUUGAGACUACGU
Phlebotomus papatasi is the source of this 5226-nucleotide messenger RNA. Its product is annotated as zinc finger protein Xfin-like. Lineage: Eukaryota; Metazoa; Arthropoda; Insecta; Diptera; Psychodidae. The transcript has 20 exons. The record is from RefSeq and is a predicted model, not a curated record. Bases 465 to 5156 code for a protein of 1563 amino acids.